GCUGUCUGCGCAAAUCCAGUCCGGAUUCUCUGGUUGUGAAAACGGCUGCGUGUGUGUGUGUUUGUGUGUGACUGUGAAAGUUUGGCUGGCGCAGGUGUGUGUGUUCUGGCUGUGAUGUCGUGUGUACUCUUUAUGUGGACGGGACUCACCCAACUGGUGUGAAGAAGGUCCCGGAAUUGAGUGGCGCGCUGUGCAUAGUCGUCGUCGUUGUUGUUGCGGGGUAUGAUAGAGCGAGAGCCAUACUGACAUGAGUGAGAGAGAGAAAGAGCUAAAGAUACAUUUUAGCCCCGGUCAUGUAGAGCUUGUGCAGGAGGAUGUCUACACCCCAUACAGGCGUGUGCUUGUGACGGGUGCGACUGGUCUUCUGGGGCGCACGGUCUACAAGGAGUUCCAGAACAACGACUGGGAUGCAUUGGGCUGUGGUUACAACCGGGCUCGACCUCGCUUCCUCAGAUGUAACCUGCUGGACGAAGAUGCUGUGCGGGCGGUCAUUCACGACUUUCAGCCUCAUGCGAUCGUGCACUGUGCUGCUGAGAGGAGGCCAGAUGUGGUGGAGCAUCACACGGAGGCAGCCUUGAACCUGAACGUACAUGCAUGUGCUACUCUGGCAAAAGAAGCAGCUGGCAUCUUCCUGCUGUACAUUAGUACUGAUUAUGUAUUUGAUGGACGCAAUCCUCCAUAUGGAGAAAAUGAUGCACCAAAUCCAUUAAACAUGUAUGGGAAGUCCAAACUUGAAGGAGAACGAGAGAUCCUCAGACAUUGUCCAGGUGCUGCAGUACUUCGGGUCCCCAUUCUGUAUGGCGAGGUGGAGAAGGUUGAGGAGAGUGCAGUAACGGUGCUGUGGGACCGUGUUCAGGAAGGGGCUGAGAGCUGCACUAUAGACCACUGCCAGCAGCGCUUCCCCACCUACACCAAAGAUGUGGCACGUGUCUGUAGGAACAUGGCUGAGAGGGCUCUUCAGGACCCAUCCAUGCGUGGGAUCUUCCAUUAUUCUGGGAAAGAGCAGAUGACUAAAUAUGAGAUGGCCUGUGCCAUUGCAGAUGCGUUUAACCUGCCCAGCAGUCAUCUCAUACCGCUGACAGAGCAACCUGCUGGAGCCGGGGCUCAGAGGCCGCAGAAUGCGCAGUUGGAGUGCUCUCGUCUGGAGCUGCUUGGUUUAAGUGUUGACCCCACUCCCUUCAAAACCGCUAUAAGAGACAGUCUCUGGCCCUUCCUCCACGACAAACGCUGGAGACAGACCGUCUUUCAUUGAGCGAGCACACAUUCCUGAUUAUAGCCUAACAUAGGGCUUCUUUGUUACACAUGGAACAGCUUUGUUUGAUAUGUGAGUUAAUUUAUCACAUACAUAUAGCAUUUUACCACCUUUUCUUUUAUAUUUGCAUAUUGCACUGUAGGUAAUGGAGUCUUUGCUCAGUCUUUGAUGAUGAUAAUGCUUUGUCUCUGUAUUACAAUGACUCAUUAACAGUAUUCUACUCUAUAGAAUUAUAAGAUGCUGGUUGUGUGUGAAAUUGCUAAAUAUGCCUCUGAAUGUUAGUAUCUCAUAUAAACAACUUGCCUAUAGAGAAGAAUGCAGCACAUCGCAAAGAGUCGUACAUUAUGUUUAGCUGAUUAGCUUUCGCUUCUGUAGAAACAAGACAAUCAAGUGUGAUUGUCUUCCAUUGUCAUAUAACAAAUUACUAGCAAAACAUAACAGAUUGAAUGAGGAAAGAAACUAAAAUGAUUAGCCUCAAAAUCACUUUCCUUGUUGUCCCUUUGUUUCACACUAACCAAAUAUGGAUACACUGCUUAUUAGAGUUCAAGUCAAAAAGUGUCUCUGGAACUUUGUUUUGGUUUUGGGUUUUGAUUUUCGUUAAUGCACAUGAGACGGUACACAGUGAAGCACAGAUGAAGUUUUUUUAGUCAUUUGAUGACCUUUUGAACGUUUUUUUUUGUUUGUUUUGAUCACUGGACCACAUUGUUGUAAAUAAAUGUCCUGCUGAAAUAAACAUGGAGCAUGAUGCAACCACAA
Molecule: messenger RNA, 2008 nt
Organism: Colossoma macropomum (tambaqui)
Lineage: Eukaryota; Metazoa; Chordata; Actinopteri; Characiformes; Serrasalmidae
Gene: mat2b
Product: methionine adenosyltransferase II, beta
Exons: 7
Coding region: 248-1252 (334 amino acids)
Biological process (GO): S-adenosylmethionine biosynthetic process
Cellular component (GO): methionine adenosyltransferase complex
Molecular function (GO): methionine adenosyltransferase regulator activity
Source: RefSeq, a predicted model, not a curated record